AUUUUACAUUUCAAAUAUAUUAUUUAAUAAAAUUAUUAUUUCAAUAAUAAUUAUUCUGAUAAAUAGAAAUUGUAUCACACUAUUAGCAAUAUAAAAGAUCUGUGCGAUGGAUACUGAGAAUUUAGCAAAACAGGUAGAAGAAAUAGAAGCACUUAGUUCAAUAUACGGUGAAGAUUUGAUUAUAGAGAGUGAAGUCAGUAGAUCCUAUAAUAUUAAAGUAAGAGAUAAUAAAAAUGAAGUGAUCUUAUAUGUUACCUUAAAUGAAGGGUAUCCUAGUAAAAAUCCACCAAAGUAUGAACUCUCAGCUCCGUGGAUGGACAGAAAGGCAAAGGAAAAUCUUCAUUAUUGUUUAGAUGAGAUUUAUUUAGAGAAUAUAGGGGAGACAGUUAUAUUCCAAUGGGUUGAAAAAAUAAGGGAAGUCCUACAAACAAUAAAACCAAUAGAACCAAAGAAAGAUGAGAAAAAUUGUGUAGAAAAAACAUUAGAUUUUUCACAGCUAGAAAUUAACUGUCCAGAUAUCACCCAUGGAGAAGUGAUCAUUGAUAGGAAAAGUUCAUUCCAAGGUCACGCAGCUGAAGUUCAUAGUGCAGAUGAUGUAAGUGCAGUGUUAGCCAAACUUAAACAGAAUAAAAAAAUAUUAAAUGCAACACACAACAUGUAUGCAUACAGGAUAGAAAAAAAAACAGAUAAGGGAACAACAAUGCUACAAGACUGUGAUGACGAUGGAGAGGCCCAUGCAGGUGGCAGGAUGCUACAUUUGUUGCAGAUACUGGACCAGAAGAAUACAUUAGUGGUUGUAUCUAGAUGGUAUGGUGGUAUACAAUUAGGUCCAGAUAGAUUCCGUCAUAUCAACAACGCAACUCGGCAAGUCAUUCAGCAAGCUGGACUAUUAAAGAAAUGACAGAAGUAGUGCUACAAAUGAUAAAAGGCUAUAAGAUAAAGCUACAGGGAAGAGAUAAUAACAAAAAUUUUAAAUGAUAAUGUUAUAAUCAUAACAUUGUAUUGUAAUUGGGAUUUUUUAUUUUUUAAAAAAGACAAUUUUUUUUUUAGUAUCUUAACAUUGUACAUAAAAAAUAUAUAACUUAAAACUGC
This is a messenger RNA of Vanessa tameamea, 1092 nucleotides long. RefSeq names its product protein IMPACT-like. The record is from RefSeq and is a predicted model, not a curated record. Gene Ontology annotation, biological process: GCN2-mediated signaling; regulation of translational initiation. The transcript has 6 exons. Lineage: Eukaryota; Metazoa; Arthropoda; Insecta; Lepidoptera; Nymphalidae. The coding region runs from base 107 to 901 and encodes 264 amino acids. Gene Ontology annotation, molecular function: protein binding. Gene Ontology annotation, cellular component: cytoplasm.